AUGAGCACUCCUCCGUCCCCCGUUACUGAGGAGCUCGAGAUCCCCGACGUAAUUGAACGUUUGUCAAAACCUGAUAAAGCAGAACAUGAGAAACAAAUUGCUGUACUUGAUACUGCAAUUAAAAAGCUUCAAGCUCGUUCCAAUGUCCUUCGCUCGGAAAUGGAGGCGCUCAAGACGAAUCGUAGUACUUAUGGCGGUCAAAUUCAAGAAGCAAAGGCAAAAUUUGCCUCCUUACGUGCUGAAAAAGAGACAUUGAUCCUCCAACGAAACACGAUUACGGCCCGUUUGCGUCACACACGCAAUGAAAAGGACUCGACGGUGAAACAACAACGCAGUUUGCGGUCGAAUUUCAAAUUUGGAACCAAGGAAGAAUUUGAAACGGCCAUUGCUGAUUUAAAGCAUAAACAAGAGACUAUUUCAAUGUCAUUGAUGGAAGAAAAGAAGAUGAUUAAAGAAAUUGAACUCUUGCAGACUCAAAAGCUUCAAGUGAGUGCUCUCUCAAGUGAUAAAGGAGUGAUUGAGAAACAAACUAACAACAUUAAAGAGAUGCAAGCUCUGCAAUCGAAAAAGAAUGACGAAAUUGAUGUGGUCCAUGCGAAACUUAAUGCUCAAAAAGAAGCACUGGAUGAACUCUAUCGUCUGAAUGAUGAAGAGAAUAAAAAGGAUCAAUUUCCUGUUCUUGCCAAAGAACGGAAAGAGAUUAAAGAACAAUUGGAUGAAAAGUUUACAGCUUUGAAAGCACUUCGGAAGGAAUUUCGGGACGCAAAUGAUAAAUACUACAAUAACAUUCGUCUUGUCCGUAAGAAGAAAGAAUUGGAGCGUCAGAAAGAAGAGGAAAGUCGCAAAGCCGAGUAUGAAGCGAAACUUGCUGAUUAUGAAACGGAAAUGGCCAAGAUUCAUCCGUAUCAGCAUGAGAUGGAUCUCUGUGAUGCACUUGUGACUUUUCUGGAAAACAACUACGCCAAGGAACUGAAGGACGUGGAUGGUACGGUUGCUGAAGUCUCGUCUGUCACUGUUGAGCUGGAUGGUAUGAAGCCUCUGCAGCGGAAAGAAGAGGACUUUAUGAUACUUGGUGGAGGUAAGAAAGGCAAGAAGGGACGUCCAAGCAAAAAGGCCAAGAAAGCCGCCAAGCUGGCUCUGCCGCUAGCGCAGCUGGAGGCUUUUAGCACUGUCGGUCUGCUUCCGCCGUCUGCUGCGGAUGCCGUCCCAGACUCGCUGGCUGCCGUGAAGGCCAAGAAGGUCUGGUUCAACGAGCAGACGUCGAUCGCAGAAACGCCUACAGAGGCUGGUGUUGAGUCUGCUGCCCCACCCAAGGUUGCUGCCUCCCCCAAGAAGAAGAGCAAUCAUAACAAGAAGUUUAACGCCAGUGACAAGGACGCCUUUCCGUCGCUGGGUGGUCUCGCUGUCGAGCUGCCGUCGUGGGGUCCGGGCAUGGCACCUCCCGUUGCUGAUGAGAUCACCGUGGCGGCUGAGUUUGCUGAUGCCGACGUCGCUGUGGCGAUUGAAGUUGCUGAUGCUGAUGCCGACGUUGCUGUGGCGACUGAAGUUGCUGAUGCUGAUACCGACGUCGUAACGGAGGACGAAUAA
Molecule: messenger RNA, 1587 nt
Organism: Peronospora farinosa
Lineage: Eukaryota; Oomycota; Peronosporomycetes; Peronosporales; Peronosporaceae
Source: the annotation of a GenBank genome assembly